UACGAAUUGAUUGGUGGUAUAGACGGCUUGUUUUUCACGACAAUUGCCGAGUAUUACAAUAUAACAUACGAUGUGAUCAAUACUAACGGUGUUUUUGGGGUACAACCUGUCAAUAAUACGUGGUCAGGGGUUAUCGGUAUGCUUCAGUCAAAGAUUGUAAUCCUAGCGGUUCCGACCAUCAUAUCAUUGCAUGUGAUAUAUGGUUGGAAUCAGCUCAAUGUG
Molecule: messenger RNA, 222 nt
Organism: Oppiella nova
Lineage: Eukaryota; Metazoa; Arthropoda; Arachnida; Sarcoptiformes; Oppiidae
Source: the annotation of a GenBank genome assembly